This is a messenger RNA of Salvelinus fontinalis (brook trout), 3247 nucleotides long. Its product is annotated as magnesium-dependent phosphatase 1-like. The coding region runs from base 690 to 1250 and encodes 186 amino acids. Lineage: Eukaryota; Metazoa; Chordata; Actinopteri; Salmoniformes; Salmonidae. The transcript is spliced from 5 exons. Gene Ontology annotation, molecular function: acid phosphatase activity. The record is from RefSeq and is a predicted model, not a curated record.
UACUCCGAUUUCAGAGCACUCUCGCUCGAGUAUGCAUGAGCCUAGAAUAACUGAUGAAUUUACGAACAUACCAAAAGGCAGUCAAGCGCCCAAGGUAACUGGCUAAAGUUGGCUAGCCUGCUAGUUUUUUGGGGUUGAUAGCUUGCGAACGUAAAUUACUUCCAGACAUUGAGAACACUUCACUCUGACAAUUUUGCUCCAUAGCAGAGCUAGUUAGGCUGUUUUCUAGAGCGUUAGUGACUGUAACUGUGUUGCUAGCAACAAUUUAAUUCCGUUUUUUGUCAUCCUUUACUGACACAUGUCAAAGGGUGUUUUGCGUUCGUAAAUUCAUCAGUUAAUCUGUGCUCUGGCACAUACGAUUCCAAUGUAGUUUCCCCAUCUCCUCAAAAGUAUCACAGGUAUAGCUACCAAUGAUUUGUGUGAUCUAGUUGUACUUUUACUUCCGCAUUUAGAUCUUCUGAGCACAUAACCCCAACUACCACACUGGAUGUAGCUAGCUAGUCGUAGUUUUGACGAUUAUUAGUGUGAGUUAGCUACUAGAUAAUUGAAACAGUUACUGCUUAACUCAAGAAAUAGCUAGCUAUGUCCAAACCAAAGUUUGUUGUGUUUGACCUGGGUAAAUUGUAAAUAUAACUACUGUAACGUUAGCUAGGUAAUUUUAUCUAGCUAUGUAGCCAGCUAACAAUGUUAUGAGAAUGAAGACUCAACAAACCUUGCAUACCUUGUUAAUACCAAAGCAGAACAAGAAGAUUGUCACAGCUAAAGUAGCUUGUCUAGCUAUCUGUCAUGUGUUUCUGUCAUCCUCCAUCAUCUCUGUUUUGUUUUUUUCCUUAUCUCAGAUUAUACUCUUUGGCCCUUCUGGGGGAGUGGUGUUGAAUGCAAGGAGGGAGAAAAUCCAACUGUACCCGGAAACGGUGGACAUAUUGACUUCUCUACAUGGCCAAGGGAUCCAGAUUGGAGUGGCAUCACGCACAGAUGAGGUGGAUGGAGCCAAUCAGCUGUUGUCCCUCUUCAAUCUCAACCAAUACAUAUCCUUCAAGGAAAUAUACCCGGGGUCAAAGGUCCCUCACUUCAAAAAGCUCCAGGCAGACAGUGGAUUCAAAUUCAGUGAGAUGAUGUUCUUUGAUGACGAACACAGGAACAUCACAGCAGUCAGUCGACUAGGUGUGCACUGUGUUCUGGUCCCUGAAGGAGUGACUAUGAAAUUAGUCAAUGAAGCGCUUCUGCAGUUCUCCCAGGGUGCAAAAUGAGGACUUGAGGACAGAGAUGAUGCAAUACAUAUAGAAUGCCUUGCAAAAGUAUUCAUCCCCCUUGGCGUUUUUCCUAUUUUGUUGCAUUACAACCUGUAAUUUAAAUGUAUUUUUAUUUGGAUUUCAUGUAAUGGACAUACACGAAAUAGUCCAAAUUGGUAGAGUGAAAUUUAAAAAAUAACUUAUUUAAAAAAAAAAAAUCUAAAAAUAGAAAAGUGGUGUGUGCAUAUGUAUUCACCCCUUUGCUAUGAAGCCCCUAAAUAAGAACUGGUACAACCAAUUACCUUCAGAAUUCACAUAAUUACUUAAAUAAAGUCCACCUGUGUGCAAGCUAAGUGUCACAUGAUCUGUCAAAUGAUCUCAGUAUAUAUAUACACCUGUUCUGAAAGGCCCCAGAGUCUGCAACACCACUAAGCAAGGGGCACCACCAAGUAAGCGGCACCAUGAAGACCAAGGAGCUCUCCAAACAGGUCAGGGACAAAGUUGUGGAGAAGUGCAGAUCAGGGUUGGGUUAUAAAAAAAUAUCUGAAACUUUGAACAUCCCAUGGAGCAACAUUAAAUCCAUUAUUAAAAAAUGGAAAGAAUAUGGCACCACAACAAACCUGCCAAGAGAGUGCUAUCCACCAAAACUCACGGACCAAUCAGAGAGGCAACAAAGAGACCAUAGAUAACCCUGAAGGAGCUGCAAAGCUCCACAGCUGAGAUUGGAAUAUCUGUCUAUAGGACCACUUUAAGCCGUACAUUCCAUAGUGCUAGGCUUUACAGAAGUGUGACCAGAAAAAAAGCCAUUGCUUAAAGAAAAAAAUAAGCAAACAUGUUUGGUGUUCACCAAAAAGGCAUGUGGGAGACUCCCCAAACAUAUGGAAGAAGGUUCUCUGGUCAGAUGAGGCUAAAAUUGAGCUUUUUGGCCAUCAAUAAAAACGCUAUGUCUGGCGCAAACCCAACACCUCUCAUCACCCCGAGCACAGCAUCCUGCCGAUGAAAACAUCCCCACAGCCUAAUGCUGCCACCACGCUUCACUGUGGGGAUGUUUUUCAUCGGCAGGGACUGGGAAACUGGUCAGAAUUGAAGGAAUGAUGGAUGGCGCUAAAUACAGGGAAAUUCUUGAGGGAAACCUGUUUCAGUCUUACAAAGAUUUGUGACUGGGACGGAGGUUCACCUUUCAGCAGGGCAAUAACCCUAAGCAUACUGCUAAAGCAACACUCAAGUGGUUUAAGGGGAAACAUUUAAAUGUCUUGGAAUGGACUAGUAAAAGCCCAGACCUCAAUCCAAUUGAGAAUCUGUGGUAUGACUUAAAGAUUGUUCUACACCAGCGGAACCCAUACAACUUGAAGGAGCUGGAGCAGUUUUGCCUUGAAGAAUGGACAAAAAUCCCAGUGGCUAGAUGUGCCAAGCUUAUAGAGACAUACCCCAAGAGACUUACAGCUAUGAUUGCUGCGAAAGGUGGCUCUACAAAGUAUUGAGUUUGCGGGGGUGAAUAGUUCUGCACGCUCAAGGCAAAAAAUGUUUUGUCUUGUUUGUUUCACAAUAAAAAAUAUUUAGCAUCUUCAAAGUGGUAGGCAUGUUGUGUAAAUCAAAUGAUUCAAACCCCCAAAAAUCUAUUUUAAUUCCAGAUUGUAAGGCAACAAAAUAGGAAAAAAUGCUAAGGGGUGUGAAUACUUUUGCAAGCCACUGUAUACUUUACCUCUUGGGACAUUGUUGUACUGCCACAAACCUGAUUCAUACAUAAUUUUCCCACUUCAUUCAGUGUUACUGCAAGAUGAGAGCAAUGUUUGAGAAGAUGGACAAAUGUUUUUCUUCAUGGCUUUUUAUGUGUAUAAUCAACGAUACUUCAAGGGUGGCCAGAGCCAUGCAAUCAAUAUGUUAUAAAUUUAUUGAAUUGGAAUUCAAGGUACAUGAAAUAACGUUCUCUGUCUUGUUCUUGAAUUUGACCAAUUCUAUUACACUUAUUAUUACUGCUGCAGAGAAAAUAUAUAAAAGUAUUUUUUAUGAAUAUA